Molecule: messenger RNA, 978 nt
Organism: Symbiodinium natans
Lineage: Eukaryota; Dinophyceae; Suessiales; Symbiodiniaceae
Source: the annotation of a GenBank genome assembly
AUGAUGGCCUUUACGUUUCAAAGGCGGUGCUUCGCUGCACAGAGCCUUUUCAUGGCCCGGCUUGCGCCACUGAUGGGGAAAGCCAGCAGCCGCUGGUGGCAGCGGCUGGAACGGAACUCGGCAGCAGUGCUACGAGGUCAAGUGGGGUCGUCGCAAAUUCCUUCGGCUGGUGACCUGCACCUCUCAUGGGAAGUGCUUGGGCCAGAAGGCGGCCCCAUCCAGACGGUAGUGACGCCGAGAGGCCAACUCGCCCGAGAUGCCGCAAGACCCUUGGCCUCCGCCAUCGCUGAGCGUGGGAAGCGAGUGCUGGUUUGGGAUCGCCGCUGCACUGGUGAGUCCAGUGCAUGGGCACCCUUGGAAGAAGAGUCUCUCCCUGAGCAGGAGGUCCAAGACCUGGUAGGCUUGCUGGACAAGCUGACAGAUCCGACAUCUCCCAUAUCUCCUGUGUGUCUGGUAGGGCUGAGUUCGGGCGCCCGGCUCUCGGCUUUGUUCGCUGCUCGUCAUCCCGAGCGCGUCUCGGGCCUGAUUCUUUUGCCCACCGGAGACUUCUAUGGUGCUGCUUCGGUUUUGGGAAGAGCCUAUUAUGGUGACUGUGCUGACACAGUAGAGGCCGGCGGCAUGGAGGCAGUUGCUGAAGCAGAGGGCAGCCCUUUUCGGAUCUUGGCCAACAACUCCUCAAGGGCUCGUGAUGAGCUUCUGAGUGCUGAUCCGAAGGUCUUUGUCUCCACCAUGCGGAGGUCGCAGGCCUUUAUGGACCGCUUCGAAGGCUGUAGCAUCCUCGGCCUCCACUCUGCAGAGGUUGCGCGGCUUCAGGUGCCAGCCCUGAUCCUCCACCAUGGCCUGGAGGACGAUCACCUACACGCCUUGGAAGAUGCCACCGCCCUCGCUAAGCAGCUUCCUGGUGGUCGGCUCGUGUUGGAGUCAGAUGCAACUAAGUUCAAGGAAGCAGCUGCAAACUUUGCACCAACUCAUACUUAA